UUUACAUAAAAAACAAUCGCGCACAAUAAACUAAAGCAACAAGAGUAACAAAAAUGUUCAUACAAUGGACGACGGUGCGGUUGGUUAACUAAGAAAAUUAACGUAAUCCUCCAAUGGUUCAUGGAAAUAACCAACAACAACAAUCAACUUUUUACGAUGGCAACAUCACCACGUUCGGUGGACACCAUAUCACUAUGUUCCACCGUCUCUAGUUGUCCCGAUCGUAAUGGCUUUUAUGGUGGUUUUCAACGUACUGACAAACCAAAAGAACCCUUAUCAAAAGCACAAAUUAUAGCUAGAGAAAAGAAAUGGUUAUAUAUGAUAGAUAAUUGGUCUUUAUAUAUGUCCAAGAAUUAUAAAAAGAUUCGUGAUCGUUGCCGCAAGGGUAUACCAAAAUCAAUCAGACCUCGUGCUUGGUUCUUUUUAUCUGGUGCCUAUUUGCUUAAAAAGAAACAUCCCAAUUUAUAUAAAGAACUUUUAGAGAAACCGGGAAAUCCUCAUGUCAUUGAAGAGAUCAAAAAAGAUAAACAUCGUCAGUUUCCGUUUCAUGAAAUGUUUUUGGAUGAAGAUAAAGUUGGUCAAAUUGAAUUGUUUAAUGUCUUGAAAGCCUAUUCGAUAUAUAAUCCCAAAGUGGGAUUUUGUCAGGCUCAAGCACCAAUAGCAGCUUUUCUCUUAAUGCAUUUACCAGCUGAAGAUGCAUUUUGGGUUUUUGUUAGCGUAUGUGAUGUCUACUUGGAAGACUAUUUCAUAAGCGGCUUAGAGGUUCCAAACGAUGCUGGUAUCUUAGAGGGCCUUUUAAAGAAAACCUGUCCACCCGUCUAUCGACACUUACAGAAGCACAAAGUUGAGCCUUUACUCUAUAUGACCGAUUGGUUUCUAUGUGCCAUGACCCGUACAUUACCCUGGGAAACAUUACUACGGGUUUGGGAUUGUUUUCUAGCCGAGGGUAUACGUGUCAUUUUCAAGGUAGCUUUAGUUAUACUGGGAGCCUCACUCAACAGUCACAAAAUACGCAAACAAUGUAACGGCCUUUGUGAAACACUUGAAGUGUUACGAAAUCCUCCCGACAAUGUACUCGAUGAGGACUUUAUUAUUAAUCACAUGCAACGUUUGAACUUACGCGUCGAAGACUUUCAAAUCGAACAUACACGUCAAAAGACACGACGAGCCAAACAGAAGGCUUUACAGGAGGCAGCUGCGGCACAACAUUCAAAUACGAGCACAUUUACACGCAGCCGUACAACUAGUCCAACCAAUAUGUCAACCACAAAUAUGUCGACGACGGCAACGACGACAACUACAGCACAAACAGCUAGUGGUAAUGUAACGGUAGUAAAUAUUUCAAGUGAUCAUUCGUAUGCCUCCUCAAAUGGUGGCGCAAGCGCUGCAGGUGCUACUAGUAAUGGCGGUGGUGCUGAGGGUGGUGUUAGUUGUAGCAGUGGUAAUGGUAUUGUUAGUGUUUCCACAAAUAAUCAUCAUUCAUAACUUUUAUAAAUAAUAUUUUUAGUUAUAAUACGAAUAUAUAGAUAUGCACCUCCCCGGUAAAACGCUGAGCGUUUAAAAAUAUUCCGUUAAAUGUUUUAAAUUAACAAUUGUUUUAGUUUUUUUUCUUUUUGUUUAAAAGAUUUUUAAAGGAUUUAGUUAAAAGUUAAUAAGAAGAUUUCAAAAGGAAUGUGUAUGAAAUCUUUAGGCUAAAUUAUAGUGGCGAAUAAAACCAUUAGAUGUCAUUUUAAAAACUUUAUUGUUUAAAAAUUAUAUUUUAAGAUUUGAAUAUGAGAUUAAAAACCCUCUCACUGUACGAUUAUCUGUUGCUUAAGAGACCUUAAGAGGCUCUUGCAAAAGGCUAUUUUUCCGGUUGAUUUGUAAUGGUUUUAUUUCAAUAAUUUUGGCCAAGUUUAGUUACAUUUUACUGAACUUCUUUGUACAUUGAAUUAAAAUUUUAUUUAAACUUUAUCUUAUAUAAAUAUAUAUUUAACUAUUUAACUAUCCUCCUCCUUCCCUACUAAAUAAAUAAAUAAUUGAAGUAACAACAACAAUCAAGCACUUUUAGUAUAGAAAUUUAACAAUUUACUCUUUGUAUAUAAAUCGAAUAUUUUUUUUUUUUAAAGCAAACGAUAUAUAAACAUCUAUUAACAGAAACCUUGCAAACAAGUGCACAACUUAUUAAAAAGAAAAAGAAAUACUAAUAUUAAAUAAGUCAAUUAGUUUUAAUUUCAUUUAUUUAAAAA
Molecule: messenger RNA, 2228 nt
Organism: Lucilia sericata (common green bottle fly)
Lineage: Eukaryota; Metazoa; Arthropoda; Insecta; Diptera; Calliphoridae
Gene: wkd
Product: TBC1 domain family member whacked
Source: RefSeq, a predicted model, not a curated record